UGGUUCUAUCGUGAAAACUUACCGAUUUCAAUGACACCGAAUGAGCAAAUAAAGGAAAUUGUCAAAAAUACUCUUCCUCAAACACACUAUGACAUCAAAGGUUGCACAAUACUUACAUUCAAAGAAGACUUAACAUUACUGAAGGAAAAAAUAACAGAAUAUUUCGAUAACUUCAAAGAGGAAGAAUGA
Trichomonas vaginalis G3 is the source of this 189-nucleotide messenger RNA. RefSeq lists its product as uncharacterized. NCBI's taxonomy places the organism in Eukaryota, Parabasalia, Trichomonadida, Trichomonadidae. The annotation marks the transcript as partial. The record is from RefSeq and is a predicted model, not a curated record. The transcript has a single exon.